UUUUGUUUUCCUUUUACACUUGGCGGAUGCCCGACUGCCCCCUGCCUAGUCCGACUGUUCCCGAUCCAGUCCACGCCCAAACCGCGUUAGCUGAUGCGACAUUGAGGCUCGAUGGCGGACGACCAGCAGAGCGCCGGAGGGGACGCCGCCGUCGUGAUCGUCGUCGUUGCGGAGGACAUGGCGCCUUCGGCGGUGGGAUCAGAGGCGAAGGGGGCCGAGAAGGGGCUGGAGGCCGCCUCCGUGGCUGUCAACGUGGCGACCGGGCCUGGUGGCCGGGCCGAGAAGGACAGCGGGAAGGAUCCGGAGUCGGAGACGACCUGUCGGAUCUGCCAUUUGAGCAAGGAAGGCUCCGAACUCUUCGAGCUGGGGUGCGGGUGCAAGGGCGAUCUCGGGAUCGCGCAUCGGCACUGCGCUGAGACCUGGUUCAUGGUCAAGGGCAACAGAUUCUGUGAAAUUUGUGGUGCAAACGCAAAAAACAUCACCGGCGAGAACGAUAGCAAAUUCAUGGAUGAGUGGUACGAGAGGGGAGAAUCGAGCAACCGAGACCCCUCCGAAAGGUGUAGUUGCUGGAGGCAGCAACCUUUCUGUAAUUUCGUGAUGGCUUGCUUGGUGAUUGCAUUCAUACUUCCAUGGUUUUUCCGGGUAAACAUGUUCUGAUAUUUCUUUCUCCUGUGCCACUCUCAUGCUCAUGAACUAUAAUAGGUUGAAAACAUGGCUGUAAAUAUUAAAAAGUAGCUUAAAUCAUUUGCAUUUCUGUUUAUAUGUUUGGUUCUUCUAGUGUGUGUGUGUGUGUUUUUUAGUUCUAAUCUGUGUUGGAUGCUGUAUUUGUUAUUACCAUAUAAGAUUCCUAAGAAAUAUUGCUAGCUCUA
Messenger RNA from Zingiber officinale, 869 nucleotides. Its product is annotated as E3 ubiquitin-protein ligase MARCHF1-like. Gene Ontology annotation, molecular function: zinc ion binding. Lineage: Eukaryota; Viridiplantae; Streptophyta; Magnoliopsida; Zingiberales; Zingiberaceae. The coding region runs from base 112 to 657 and encodes 181 amino acids. The transcript is spliced from 2 exons. The record is from RefSeq and is a predicted model, not a curated record.